AUGCCCGAAUCACAACCUGACUCUCCGCCAGCUGCGGCCAACCAAGCUGGCCGCGCCAUCCCCGUCGGCCUCAAUGAAGCAGCUCUCGACUCCCCAACCUUUCGAGUAACCGCUGCCAACUUUGGCGAUCAAGUUGAUGCUAUCGAGAAAUGGCUUAAUGGAUAUGCCCAGUCGACCUCGAAGCUCCUGCACGAUAUCCUCGCCCUUGAGGAGACGAUCAAUACCUUUCUUGUCAAAACGAUGCCCUCGGUGUCCGAUGGUGUUGUCGACAAUGAUUAUACGUUUCUGGCUUUGAAGAGAGUGGGUGAUGGAUGGCGCGAGUAUUGGAUUCAGAUGAUUAGCACAAUGAAGAAGAUGGACGGUUCAGUUGUCGAUCCUAUCCGACAGUUUAUCAUGGGUGACCUUAGGAAUUUCAAGGAGUGCAGGAGGGCUAUGGAACAGGCACAGCGAACCUUCGACUCGACUCUCGCUCGAUAUGUCAGUCAAUCCAAAACAAAGGAGCCAUCAGCUUUGCGUGAAGAUGCGUUUGCCGUAUUCGAGACACGAAAGUCUUACCUCAAAGCAUCGAUGGACUACUGCCAACUUGCACCUCAGCUGCGAUUCAGCAUGGACAAACUGCUGGUUAAGAUUUCCAGCGAGCGAUGGAACCAGUUGAGACGUACUCGAGAAGGUGCUGGCGAUACCAGCCGCUGGAACCAGGAGAUGGAGCGUAUCCAGGGCUGGUCAAAUGAAAUGGGAGCGUCCGAGAUGGUCUUUAGACGGGAGUUGCAAUCUGCCAGAAGAGAAAUUGGAGAAAACGCCCUCGCAGGAUUUAAGCCAUCCCGCGAGCUUGAAGAUUACAGUACUUCUACUGUCCCCUUUCUCGGUAGUCGUGGCCCUGUUACCAUGCGCCUUGAGGAGGGCGCCACUGUUGUGUCCGAAAAGCAGGGAUGGUUAUUUCUCCGAGUCCUCCAAGGAAAGCCAGCAAGACAUACUUGGAUCAGGAGGUGGUACUACUGUCGUGAUGGCAUCUUUGGCUGGCUGAUACCCGGACCUUUGGGAGUCCUACAAGGUGACGAAAUCGGAGUUUUGCUCUGCAACGCAAAGCCAGCAGUUGCCGAGGAUAGACGUUUCUGUUUUGAGGUCAAAACAAAGAGCCAGACUAUUCUGCUCCAAGCUGAAACGCAGGGCGAGCUUACAGAAUGGCUGGAAGUAUUCGAAGUCACCAAAAAGCGUGCUUUCGAGACUACCAUGAACAGAACCAGCGCUUCUCUGCCUGGAUCAGUUGAUCCUGCAUUUUCGAUCACUCCCCCAAGCAUCCCCGAGUUUUCAGCUAAAGCCCUGGAUACACAAAUUGGAAUCUACGACGAAUCAAGCCCCAACAUUGAUCGCACGAACACACUGCCUGUGCCUGGACCAGAAGGCAAUCUCAGCACGCGACAGAGCUUUGAUGUUAAUGGCAGUCUUUCUCGUCGCACCAUAACUUCUCUAAGUCGAGAUCUUGCCAGGGAAGAGGGCGAGAGCGGCCGCGAGCAUGCUGCCAGAAUUAUUCAGAAGCUCGACCUUCAUCGUAAGGCUACCUUUGGCAACCAAGGCCUCGAAGGUAUGCAGGGGGGUGCGUCUUCUACCACUGGACUUGCGAAUAUGAUGGCUACCAGUCACACCCUUCCUCCAGGCUUUCCAGGCUCUGUACCUGCUUCAUCGAACUUCAGACAAACGCCCAGUAUGUUGCCGUCCGUAGACACUCAGGUCGGCAGUCUGGCCCCAGCCACCCUAGCUAAACCUCCCUCCAUGACCGGACUUAGUCGUAUCGCGGUUUUGACAGCGGGAGACCGCCAGCCUGUGGGUAACAAUAGGAAGCUCCCCGCAUCCGUGGUUGCAAAUUAUUGGGGAAGUAGUCUUUGGGGUGCCAUGAAUGCACCAACUCAGCCGGUGCUUCCCCGACUCGACGAGGAUGAUCCUAUAGGUGUUGUCGUGCCAGGAAGCACAGUAGGACAAAGUGUGCAGCACAAGGAGGGUGGCGAAUAUUUCCCUCGAAACUAUCCUCCCGAACUGAGAGCCCAACACGCCCAGUUUAGACUGUUGUUCCCAGAUGCACCCCUGGAAGAGAAGCUGGUACUUGUCUUCCGAGCUGCAUGGACCGGGUCGCCUGAGCGGGGUCCUGGUAAGCCAGAUAUGGCCGGUGAUGGUCGAAUCUAUGUUACACCCGACAACAUGUACUUCUACGGACAACAGAUCGGCCUCGUUACUGCCUACAGUAUCAGCCUUGAUAUUAUUAGUGAAGUGACGGCAGCCCCUGGAAGGGAUUGUGACUUCAUCUUCUUACACCUCAAUGAGAAUGCGAACGAGACGGGCUAUACCAGAAUCACUAUCAAAGUAUUCUUGGAAGACCUCGGACUCCUUCAUACUCGCCUGAACCUAUUGAUUGAUGAUAUUCAAGCCGAGGAGCCGAUGGAUGUCGAGGCCACCAUCACUGCAUUGGUUAAUCUUGAAAAGGAGGAGUAUGACCGACCAAGCCCUAGUGUGGAAAGCUGGGAAGAGGUCUCGGCAAACACACCAAUGGAUGACGGAACGUCAACUGGACGGCCAGUUGCUCGUCGUAUGGAGUUCAGUCCCCCCCUGCGGCCCUCAAGAUCGCGAGGACGACAUAACCACAAGCUACACCUUCCAGUACGCCCUGUCAUCUAUGAGCCAGAAGGCAUGAAAGAAAUGGCUGCUGAGCGACACUUUGAAAUCAGCGCCAAGUCUUGUUUCCAUGUACUAUUUGGUGACAAGAGUUUUGUGUUUCCAAAGCUCUACUUUGAGCGCCGAGCUCAGCAGAUCGCUCAAGGACCGUGGGUGCUGGUGGAUCAGGGAAGAAUGAGACGUGACUUCCAGUUCAAAGUCGACUACAAAGACGUUCUGGGUCGGUCAAAGACUGCCGAUGUCAACGACUACCAGAUCAUCGAUGUCUUCAGUGACCACGUUACGUACGUGGUGACGCACGUCAAAACAGCCUGGCAUUUGCCUCACUCAAGCUGGUUCAAGGUUGUGACCAAGAUUGUCAUCACACACGUGGCCAAAUCCAAGUGUAAGCUGGCCAUCUACACCAAGACAGACUGGUCAAAGAACCCGGCCCUCUCCAAAAACUUGAUUGACCGUCAGGCAAUCCACGAUGCUGCUAGUGAUGCCGAGGAACUGGCUGAAGUUGCCACGGAUCAGGUUCGCAAGCUUGGAACGCGAAGCCGAACAAACAGAGCUAUCCAGGUGUAUGGUCAAAUUGGGCAGCAGACCGAAGUCGUGGUUUUCUCACCUGCUUCGACAGACUCCACUAAGAAGCAAGUCAUCAAGCCACGGACUCUGACGACUAUGGUCUUUGAAACGAUUCGAUCUUUUGGAGAGAGUGCAGUAUCAUCAGUCAUCAUGUGGGCUAUUGCUGUGCUGCGUAACGUAUUUAACUUGAUCACUGCCCAAUGGAUCAUCCUGGCGCUGCUUGCAUUCAGCACUCUAACCAACCUGCUGUUGACUUCGAGCGAAACGUCAGUUUGGUGGAAAGAGAGGAGAGCAGCAGGGUUUAUGCAAAACAUCGGUAUCCGGCCGAAUACGAUGAUGAGCAAAGCUAUCUACUUUGCUGAUCUACAUGAGGCGUCUGGGACCAACCAAGCUCUCUCUUUCCCUGAUAAUAGCACGUGCUUCUCAACUUUCAAAGAUUUACUGGACACUACAGACAUGGACACGCCAUGGGAAGAUGCCGGUGCUAGUUUGUCUUCGCCUACGAGCCGUGCUACAGCGCGUCGACUUCGACGAACAAGACAGCGUCUAGGAACUUAUCGACAUGAUUUACUGGUGGCUAUGAGAGUGGUCAACAGUAUCGAGCGGGAGAUGCUCCAAUCGGAGUGGGAGAAUUGGCUAGUCGACGAGAAGGUCCUCUGUGACGAGUUGGAUACUAUGCUCGAGCAACAAGACGAGACGAAAGAACGCAAGAAAGGAGCCGACACUAGCAAAGGAUCUAAGGGGUCACAGAAGGUCAUGGAGCCUAUAUCGGCUAAGAGACGGCAGGUCCUUGAGCAGUGGCGGGAUAGUUACUGCGGAAGCUGUAAGCAGGACUAUCAGGUUGUGAUGAAGGAGCGAAAGUUGUCUAUUCUGUAA
Messenger RNA from Fusarium coffeatum, 4107 nucleotides. RefSeq lists its product as uncharacterized. The transcript has a single exon. NCBI's taxonomy places the organism in Eukaryota, Fungi, Ascomycota, Sordariomycetes, Hypocreales, Nectriaceae. Gene Ontology annotation, cellular component: cytoplasm; plasma membrane; endoplasmic reticulum. Bases 1 to 4107 code for a protein of 1368 amino acids. Gene Ontology annotation, molecular function: protein binding. The record is from RefSeq and is a predicted model, not a curated record.